AUGGCUGAUGAUUCGAGCCCUACGUCGUUCACGUCGGAGCUCGAAGCCGUGUGCCGCGUAGCGUCGCAGAGUCAAAAGCAGACAGAGGCACUUGAACGGUUACGCCGAGUCGCUCAUGCAGCCGACGCGCUAGGCAUUGUUAGUGACAAUGAUCGGCUUGAUGAAAUAAGUACGCCGUCGCUGCGCGUGUUCUUUAUUGCGAGUCUUCAAGCACAGCUAGCAUCCUCUGCUCCUGUAACUUCCACAGACGACCGCAUGCGAGCACGCAAAGCGCAAGUCGAAGCAUCGUGUGGCGCAGCGCGUUUGUUUUUCUCGGUGGCACGGCGUCAUAAAGCCCUGCCGGCAUCUGUCAUGGCCCUGUUGCGCACGAGUGUGGAAGGUGAGUCACGUCCCAUGGCUCCGGCAGAAAAGCGGCAUUACAAAAUUCAAACGUACAAACUGGAAAAGCAAGUCCAAACCCAACUCCAGGCAAGUCGCCAAGCACUUCGUGACAAGGCCAAAGUUACGACGACAGGGCCAUCUGAUGUAUUUUACGAUAUGCUUGUAUUGACUAUGGACCAGGACGACGAAGAAGACGUGGUACCGGACGACAUUGUAUCAACGACGUUGGAUGUCAAGAUGCCAUCGACGGUCCGUGCGUACCUCCUCCUAUUGCUCGUUCUUCAUGCCCUUCGCACCGCCAGCGUCUUGGAAUCUGGCACGCAGGAACUCGAACUGCUGCAAGCAGCGCCGUCCAUGCCCGAUACCCAUGAUGCAGCAACGCAUGGCGCCGCUGAGGAAUGGCGUAUUGACGCGCCUUCUCGUUGGUUUGCAUCAACGGGGCCGCUUCUUAGUGAGCAGGGGAAGCCACUACGACCAUUUGUUAUCACGCCUGCCAGUGACAAACGUGCGCAACUGCAGUCUGAGGUAUUCCGUCCUUCACACCGCCUGCCAACGAUGAGUAUUGACGAGUAUCUCGCAGAAGAAGCGCGGCGUGGCAACAUCAUCGGCGCGUCGGAUAAGAAUGAGGCAACGCCGCGUGAAAAGCGGGCGGAGCAGGCUGAAAUGGAUGGCACGCAAGCCGCUGAGGAGGCGGAAGAAGAAGCGCGGCAGGAGGCGAUUCGAUGGGACACAUUCAAGGAACAGCAUCGUCGUGGCGAGGGAAAUACUAUGAACCGUGGCUAA
This is a messenger RNA of Malassezia pachydermatis, 1164 nucleotides long. Its product is annotated as tap42-like protein. The record is from RefSeq and is a predicted model, not a curated record. Bases 1 to 1164 code for a protein of 387 amino acids. Gene Ontology annotation, molecular function: protein phosphatase 2A binding. Lineage: Eukaryota; Fungi; Basidiomycota; Malasseziomycetes; Malasseziales; Malasseziaceae. Gene Ontology annotation, biological process: regulation of dephosphorylation; regulation of signal transduction. Gene Ontology annotation, cellular component: cytosol. The transcript has a single exon.